Fusarium pseudograminearum CS3096 is the source of this 1647-nucleotide messenger RNA. RefSeq lists its product as uncharacterized. The transcript has 3 exons. NCBI's taxonomy places the organism in Eukaryota, Fungi, Ascomycota, Sordariomycetes, Hypocreales, Nectriaceae. The coding region runs from base 1 to 1647 and encodes 548 amino acids. The record is from RefSeq and is a predicted model, not a curated record.
AUGAGUGAUAAUAUUGACCGCGAAGCGAUGAUCCAGGCGGCCUGCCUUGCCGACUUGGGCCGCCUCCGCCAGGAGGAGCUGCCUUUGAGCGACAUGCCACGUCACGGUCGUGGUCCUACCUAUGCUCCAUGCGGAAAGAAUGGAACAAGCCAUAUCCCUCCUGAUCGAAAAAGGGUCCUCAGCAACAAAUGGGGCGCCAAGAUUGAGGACGAAGAGAGCCGACAAAUGGAAGGUCUUGAAAUCGAGGAUGCCCGUCCUUGGGCCAAAGGUCGUGCGGCAGAAGCACUAUCUAACUUCAAGAUUCAAAGUGCCCCGCCCCCUCGCAUCAUGUUCCACAAGACUAAGGCUGCUUCGUCCCAGCCUAAGGGGAACAGCGGCACUGUUACUUUUAGACCACCAACGGAUGCAUGGAAGAAGUGCGUCGGAGACAUGGUAAAGAACAGCCCCCUUGCAGCCAAAUGGGGUUCCUCGCCAGGCGAGUCGGCUGCUCAUCAAGGUGCGGUCUCCAAGCCUGUCCAGGGGCUUUCACCCAACCAUUGGCUUUCGAACGGCACGAUUGGAAACGGAGCGCCUGUGACUACUUCUCCUCCCAGUACAUCUUUGUCAAAUGGCAUCCCACGAGUGCCCCUAACCUUCACCCUUCACCAAGAUGGCUUUGACUCCAACGCCGUUGAGAAUAUCAUCGGAAGUGGGGUCUGCCAAAUUGUUCCGGCCAAGAAUGAAGCACUCGGUUUCGCCAGCUCAGUCAUGGUGCAGAUCAAUGAAGAGAAAGGGGGUGUCCUGGCGUUUCGCAGUGAUCUCAAAGGGGAUAAAAUCCACGACGUCCUUGACAUAGACAAACCUUCUCUGGAUGGUCCAUACUGUGUCGUCAAGCCCAAAUCGAAAGAAUGGCCGUACCACAUUCGAUUUGACAGCGACGAACACGUCAAGAUCUUCAAGGCCUGUCUGUCUAAGGUCAGCAAGGCGAUUAAACUGCACAAAAAGCCGGAAGAUGAGAAGGAUGCCCAGGUCACUCAUGAUGAAGUGCCGGUUCCUAGUCCUGAGCUGAGCACAGUCACUAUCAACUCGACUUGCGCACCGACUGCAUCUACAGAUGUCCCUCAAGGCCCGGCUCAAACCGAAACAGACAGUCACAAGGUUACAACCGUCACACAAACUGAACUAAUCCCAAUGGACGACGACUGGGAUAGUUCCAACAAUCCGCAAGUUCCGGUGAUCCAAGCAGCUGUCAACCCGAUGGUGGCACUUGUGCGUCGAUGCCUGCAGUACUUCAAUACCGAAAGCAGCUUUUGCGCUGGGACCAUCGCCGGAAUCGAAGAUGCUAUCAUCGACAAAUGGAUAAGCGAAGGAUUCCUGGAGGAUUGCGGUGAGAGAGAGCGAGAGGCUGCUUUGAUGAUGCUUCGGUCAUUUGUGGAUGUCGAGUUGAUCCUUUCUGGGAAAAAGCCGACAGGCAAGACUUCCAAGUCUACCACUGAUCAGGAAUCCCGCCCUCAACACCAGGACGCAGCUUCUGAGCAGGCGAACAGCUCCAACAAGCGUCCCAGGCGUGGGGCCACCCAGGGCCUAGGUUCCUCUUGCUUCGCAAAGAAGCCAUUUACUUACGAAGGUGUCUUUACUGGUCCUCGCUCUCGUACCGCUUACAAGUAG